UGUCAAUCAAUCUUGAAACCUCCAACCCCCACUUUUUUGUUUUUUUUUGUAUCCAAUUCAAAAAUUAAUAUAUAUAUAUAUACAAAAAAGAUCCAACACAUCUUUACCCUAAUCACUCAAUAUCGGACUCCUGUAUAUACCGUUCAAAAAGAACGUUGUGCAAAGAUAAACCCAUUAUUUCUUUUUUUUUUGAAUUGAUACUCCUUUCAUUACCAUUGAAUUUCUUUAUUGGUAUAAUCACAACUAAGAAAUGAUUAGAUCAGUUAUACGUACACCUAGGUUCAUUCCAAGGCUUAAGCCACAACAAUUUAGUUUGUUACAUACCUCCAACAGUGUUGGUCAAGCAAACUUCCAUAGACCAGACGAAGCUGGUUCCAAUGAUGCUGCUGAUGCGGCUGAUGCCACUCCAACCAUUCUUGCUGACCAAAAUGAUAUGCAAAAGCUUCCAAACAAGGUUACUUGGAUCCAAGCUAUCCGUGAGCGUGAAAAGCAGUUGGCUGAGGGGAAAGUUCUUGACAGUUAUAGUUACGUAAACCCAGUCACAACUGCAGUGGGAGAAAAGACUAGAGAAGAAUCAUUCACAUAUCUUACACUCCCAUUUAAAGACGAUAAGUGGCUUUGUGAUGCGUAUGUCAAUGCUUCUGGUCGUUUAAGAGCUGGUCAAUUAUUCCAAGAUUUAGAUGCCUUGGCUGGAAGAAUUGCCUAUAGACAUUGUUCUCCUGCUGAACCAGUUAAUGUCACUGCUUCUGUUGAUAGAAUCUAUAUGGUCAAGAAGGUCGAUGAAAUUACCAACUAUAAUUUCGUUUUGGCUGGUGCAGUUACUUGGACUGGUAGAUCAUCUAUGGAAAUUACCGUUAAAGGUUAUGCAUUUGAAGAUCAAAUCCCAGAACAUAUUACUGAAGAUGCCCUUCCUGAUGAAAACAUUUUCCUUUCUGCUAACUUUACAUUUGUUGCCAGAAACCCAAUCACUCAUAAAUCAUUUGCCAUCAACAGAUUACUUCCUGUAACUGAAGGUGAAUGGUUAGACUACAGAAGAGCGGAAUCACACAAUGCUAAGAAGAAGCUUGCUGCUAAAAACAAGGGCAUGUCAGAACCUUCUUCUUCCGAAUCUAAGCUUAUUUACGAAUUAUGGAAAAACUCAAAGUCUAUCGUGGCCAAUGGUGGAGACAAACCAAGUAACGUUAGAUUCCUGAAUGAAACAAGAGUUACUUCAACUCUUUUCAUGCAACCUCAAUACAGAAAUAGACACAGUUACAUGAUCUUUGGUGGCUAUUUGUUGAGACAAUCUUUUGAAUUGGCCUAUUGUGCAUCUGCAGCAUUUGCCUCCUCAUCUCCAAGAUUCGUUUCUUUAGAUUCUACCACUUUCAAGGCCCCAGUUCCAGUUGGUUCUGUUUUAUCCUUGACCGCCUCUAUUGCAUACACUGAACACAUACAUGAUGGUUCUAAAUACGUCGAAGCUGAUUCUCCAUUUGACUUCUCAUUACCAGCAACUAACAAGAUUUCUCCAAAUAAAGAUGCAUUUUUAUCUGAACCUGGUACUUUGAUUCAAGUUAAGGUUGAUACGACCAUCCAACCUUUGGAUAGUCCUAAGGCUAAGGAGUCUGGAACUUUCAUUUACUCUUUCUUUGUACCAAAGAGUGCCAUUGCCGAAGGUAAGCCUGGUUUCUGUUCAGUUAUCCCACAGACCUACUCUGAAAUGAUGGACUAUGUUGAAGGUAGAAGAAGAGCACAAGACACUGCUAAUUAUGUUGAUACUUUACCAAAACUUGGUGAGUUGUAAUGUCCAUAGUGGUAUAGAACAA
This is a messenger RNA of [Candida] anglica, 1802 nucleotides long. NCBI's taxonomy places the organism in Eukaryota, Fungi, Ascomycota, Pichiomycetes, Serinales, Debaryomycetaceae. The record is from the annotation of a GenBank genome assembly.